AUGGAGCCCAUUGUUCACAAAGCAUCUCUCCACGCCACUCAGCCGGCAGCGGUCAAAACCGACCCAUCCAUGUCCACGGAACCCAAAGAGACCAUCAAAGGAGAUGGCGAAAGUUCUCUUCCAGAACGCAACAAAGGGCAGCCGUUGAAUUCCGCCAAUCCAGUUGCGAUGGACGACUUGGAAGCGACUCCAAACGCUUAUGAGCAAGCAGAUACUCCACCAGACCAAGAAACAGACUAUGAAUCUAGUGAUUCAUCUGUUGGCCAGGGGUUCAACAACAUUCGACUGCCUUAUGUUGGCAUGGGAGGGGGAUUUGACAUCUACAGAGCUGCCAUCAGACUGGGUACGGACAAAGUGACCAAGUUUACCACGAGACAAAUUGGAACGGACAACCAGAAACAAUUUAUUCCAAUCAAUGGAAGAGAGCUGCUUCUUUACCAGUCAGAAAAGCGUGUUGGCGUCGAUUUGCAGGCAUUCGUCUGCCUGAACAGGAUGAAAUCUCCUACCCAAGGGUCGUGGAGGCUUGAGAUGAGACUCCUGUUCGACGCCAGAAGUGACUCCAUCUUGUUGCUCAACGCGAACAAGCACAUGCCAGUCUCGCGACAAGAUAUUUUCGUCAAUGAAUUGACAGCUUCGCCUGCUAAACCGCCAAUUGCAGUCGAACUCCACCAAAGUUUGGCGCUUAGGGCCGUCUCACAUAGGAUCGUUUGGUUGGGUGAACAUAUUUUCGACAUCGACGUCUUCCCACGGCGAUACCUUUCGUUGCGUACUCCGAAUUAUGAACCGGUGAAAACAGGCGCUAAGAGAGCAUUUGAGCCAUCGUCAUCGUCGCCACGGGCUGGCCCUUCGACAGCCAAGAGGGCGAGAGCAGAGACGAGCGACGGGUUGACUGCUCGCACCACCAUCUACACGAUGCCGCCCACCAGCGAAUUUUGUGCUGAAAGCUGUGAUACAGCUGAGCAAAGUUCAGUGGCCGAUCUAUGCCAUCCACUGGAAAGUCUUCAUCUGGGCAGUGUUAUCCACGUCGCCAAUGGGAACAGGGAAGGGGACUACUCGCUUGUUUACAAGGCUCCUGUAUUUGACAAUGGGAAGUCUCUUGUCUUCCAGGCUCAUCACACGAAGCUGGGGAAAUUGACUGUUGUCAAAUUGCACCGUAAUAACGUCGAUCUGGAAGAUGAUUACGCGGCCCAGGAGCACUGGGCGGUCACCCAUCAUUGGUUACGUGAAGUAAAUUACCAUGGCAGAGUCGGCCAGCAUCCGAAUAUUGCUAGUCUUGUUGGCUACGACGCCAGAUUUCUGACGCUCUAUGUUGAGCAUAUUGAAGCGCCUAGCUUGCAUCUCUACCGCCAAUGUGGAACUAAUGCGUAUUGUACGAUGACCACUCGCGACGCGGAAAAAGUGUUUUCUCGCCUUAUUGAUGCCAUCAACUUCAUUCACCUCCACGACAUCAUCCACAAUGAUAUUAGGCCGGCUAAUAUCCUCUAUACCAGGGAGAGAGGCCCGGUUCUCAUCGAUUUUGGGUGUGCGGCAAGUGAAUCAGUUGUACACACGGGCGGAACACGCUGGUAUAUACCGCCCGAAUUCAUGACAGGGGGCACGCGCGGACGCCCUGGCGAUAUCUUUGCUCUUGGUGUUGUUAUGCUUUUUCUCCUGGGCGAAAUGCCGUUACCAGAGACACAAUCGCCGCAAUUGGUAUGGGAGCCUCGCCUGCUUAGACAAUCCAGCCCAGAAGGCCGAAAAGCCCGUCAGACAAUGUCUGCGUGGAUGGAAAUUGUUGAAUCAGCUUCAGAGACACUUGAGAGAAAUUGGGUGGAUGAUAGACUUGAGGAGACGAUAAUGCUUGCAGUUACUGGGAUGGUGGCAAUGGAAGCUGAUACGAGGAUUACAGGACGUAAGAUACAAGAAGAUCUUAUGACGAGUAUGUUUGGGUAG
This is a messenger RNA of Trichoderma virens Gv29-8, 1932 nucleotides long. RefSeq lists its product as uncharacterized. Gene Ontology annotation, molecular function: protein serine/threonine kinase activity; ATP binding. Gene Ontology annotation, cellular component: cytoplasm. Gene Ontology annotation, biological process: protein phosphorylation; intracellular signal transduction. Lineage: Eukaryota; Fungi; Ascomycota; Sordariomycetes; Hypocreales; Hypocreaceae. Bases 1 to 1932 code for a protein of 643 amino acids. The transcript has 2 exons. The record is from RefSeq and is a predicted model, not a curated record.